Carassius carassius (crucian carp) is the source of this 1039-nucleotide messenger RNA. RefSeq names its product engulfment and cell motility protein 1-like. NCBI's taxonomy places the organism in Eukaryota, Metazoa, Chordata, Actinopteri, Cypriniformes, Cyprinidae. The transcript is spliced from 6 exons. The coding region runs from base 1 to 753 and encodes 250 amino acids. The record is from RefSeq and is a predicted model, not a curated record.
AUGACUGUGUCUACACCUCUGCAGGCAGAGAAAAAACAGAAAAGGUACACCACUCAAAGUGUCACACUGCAGUUUAACACAGUGGACAGUGCCAGGCCUCACAGGCCCUCACUGAAGUCAGAGAUGUUGAGCCAGGAUGACCCCAAAUCACGUCCAAUGCUAGAACUACGAGAGAAGCUCCAGCCAGAAGUGAUCGAACUGAUUAAACAGCAGAGGUUGAACCGCCUGUAUGAGGGCACGUGCUUUAGGAAGAUCAGUGCUCGUCGCAGACAAGACAAGUUCUGGUAUUGCCGUCUAUCACCAAACCACAAAGUGUUACACUAUGGAGAUAUAGAGGAAUUCUCACAAGGACAAAUUUCACAUGAAUCUCUCCAGGAGAAAGUGACAGUAGCAGAUAUCAAAGCAGUGGUCAUGGGUAAAGACUGCCCACACAUGAAGGAAAAAGGAGCACUUAAGAAUAAGGAGCUGCUGGAGCUGGCUUUUUCAAUUCUUCAUAACUCUGAUGAAUAUCUGAACUUCAUUGCUCCGGACAAGCAUGAAUACUGCAUUUGGACUGAUGGCUUGAAUGCUGUUUUGGGAAAGGAGAUGACAAGUGAGCUCACCAAAUCAGAUAUGGACACUCUGGUUAAUAUGGAGCUGAAACUUCGCCUCUUGGACCUCGAAAACAUUCAGAUUCCUGAUGUCCCUCCUCCUGUUCCCAAAGAGCCCAGCACUUACGACUUUGUUUACGAUUUUAGCCAACAGCACAUUUGAGACUGGAAUAAAGUCCUUACUCAUGCUGAUAAACAGCUGUAAGUAAGGAGGAGUGCUAAUUUUUUUUUCUUUUUGCUAUUCGUGAUUCCUCACUUUCCUCUCCUAUGGACUGAAUAGAGUUCAGAUCAUACAUUUUCCUCUAGAUUGUGACUAUUAUGUGAUGCUUAGUUUUCUAUUUCACUUAAAUGCCCCUCUUGACUUAACAGUUCUGCAAAGAGGAAAAACUCACAGUUACAUUUCUUUUCAUUUAUGAGUUUUAAUGAAUAAUCAACUUGGUAUCAUGCAA